Molecule: messenger RNA, 358 nt
Organism: Staurois parvus
Lineage: Eukaryota; Metazoa; Chordata; Amphibia; Anura; Ranidae
Source: the annotation of a GenBank genome assembly
UUUGGACACGAGCAGGGGCGGACUGACCAUUCGAGCACUUGGGCACUGCCCGAGGGCCCGGGGUCAGAAGAGGGCCCCAUGAGAUGCCCCUGGUACCUUUUUCAUAGGCUUUUUUGAGUUUGGGAAUGACACAGGGGCCCCAUGAUCCCCAAUUGCCCGGGGGCCCCAUGAGUUGUCAGUCCGUCCCUGGACACGAGCAUCAUAGGUUUUAUUUUAAGCCUUUAAACUUAUUGCCCAUGGUAAUAUAUUUUGCAGUGUGUUUGCAUAUAGUCAGUUAAAAAUAUCUUUUUCAUAGGCUUUUUUGAGUUUGGGCAAGGACACAGGGGCCCCAUGAUCCCCUAUUGCCCGGGGGCCCCAU